CGAAGUCAUUUCAAUUUAGCAAUUAACACUGGAGUGAUAUAUGUGCAGUUGAGGAUGUGCAAUUAUAAAUACUGGAAUAAAUACUGGUGUGCAAAAGAGCAGAAAAAAAACAAAUAUGGGGAUGAAGUAGGUAUUUGGUUGGAUGGGCUAUUUACAGAUUGGCUGUGUACAGCUGCAGCGAUCGGUAAGCUGCUCUGACAGCAAAUGCUUGAAGUUGGUGAGGGGGAUAUAAGUCUUCAACUUCAGUGAUUUUUGCAAUUCGUUCCAGUCAUUGGCAGCAGAGAACUGGAAGGAAAGCCGGCCAAAGCAGGUGCUGGCUUUGGGGAUUACCAGUGAAAUAUACCUGCUGGAGUGCAUGCUACAGGACAAAUCUAGCCCGUCCCCCUCCACCCUCCCAGAGUCCCCGGGUCAAUCGCCUCCCUGUACUUUACUGCUGGGUCUGGUCGACUGCAGGAAAACACCGGGGCAGAGUGGAACUGAGAGAGGAGAAGAGGAACAUGGAGAUGUGAUUUCAUUAAGUAAGAACCAUGGGGACAUCCCUAAUCGUUGCUCUCUCAGUGGGAGGGGCUUAUCAUCUGGGGAGCCUCAACAUCAUGAUGCUGACAAGAAAGAGAAGAGUCUCUCCAGAUCAGAACACCUCAAGAAACACCAGCAUAGAGGUAUAGGGAAGAAACCUCACUACAGCUGCUCUGACUGUGGGACGAGUUUUGCUAAACAGAAGGAUUUGAUAAUUCACAAACGGAUUCACACUGGAGAGAAACCGUACCACUGCUCUCAGUUUGGGAAAAGUUUCGCUGCAUCUAAAACCUUAAAAACUCAUCAGAGAAUUCAUAUAGGGGAAAGGCCUAACCCAUGCUUUGGUUGUGGGAAAUGCUUCAAUCAGUCAGGAGACCUGACUACACACCAGCUCGUACACAAAGGAGAGAAAUCUUAUAGCUGUGAUCAGUGUGGGAAGAGCUUCAAUAAAUCAGGAGCCCUGACUAGACAUCAACGCAUACACACAGGAGAGAAGCCUUAUAGCUGUGAUCAGUGUGGGAAGAGCUUCAAUCAAUUAGUACAUCUGACCACACACCAACACAUACACACAGGAGAGAAGCCUUAUAGCUGUGAUCAAUGUGAGAAAAGCUUCAGUAAUUCAGGCGCCAUGACUAGACACCAACGCAUACACAGAGGAGUGAAGCCUUAUAGCUGUGAUCAGUGUGGGAAGAAUUUCUGGACCUCAGGACACCUGACUACACACCAGCGAAUACACACAGGAGAGAAGCCUUAUAGCUGUGAUCAGUGUGGGAAGAAUUUCUAUACGUCAGGACACCUAACUACACACCAACGCAUACACACAGGGGAGAAGCCUUAUAGCUGUGAUCAGUGUGGGAAGACCUUCAAUCAUUCAGGAUCCCUGAUUAUACACCAACGCAUACACACAGGAGAGAAGCCUUAUAGCUGUGAUCAGUGUGGGAAGAGUUUCAAUCAUUCAGGAGCGCUGACCACACACCAACGCAUACACACAGGAGAGAAGCCUUAUAGCUGUGAUCAGUGUGGGAAGAGCUUCAAUUAUUCAGGAAACUUGACUGCACACCAACGCAUACACACAGGAGAGAAACCUUAUAGCUGUGAUCAGUGUGGGAAGAGCUUCAGUCGAUCAGGAGACCUGAUUACACACCAACGCAUACACACAGGAGAGAAGCCUUAUAGUUGUGAUCAGUGUGGGAAGAGCUUCAAUCGAUCAGGACCCCUGACUAUACACCAACGCAUACACACAGGAGAGAAGCCUUAUAGCUGUGAUCAGUGUGGGAAGAGUUUUGUUCGAGAUUCCAAUCUGAUUGCACACCAACGAGUACACACAGGAGAGAAGCCUUAUAGCUGUGAUCAGUGUGGGAAGAGCUUCAAUAAAUCAUUAGAACUGACUAGACACCAACGCAUACACACAGGAGAGAAACCUUAUAGCUGUGAGCAUUGUGGGAAGAGCUUCAAUCAAUCAGGAAACUUGACUAAACACCAACGCAUACACACCGGAGAGAAGCCUUAUAGCUGUGAUCAGUGUGGGAAGAGUUUUGCUCUAGAUUUCACCCUGACUACACACCAGCGAAUACACACUGGAGAGAAACCUUACUCCUGUCUAUGUGGAAAGAGCUUUGCUCAUUCAGGGUCACUGAAAAAACACAAUGCAGCACAAACAUGUUUUCUUUCAUCUCCUUCCUCUCCGGCACUGGUUCCAGAUCCCUAAAUACAGUUUAAAUAGAAAACAUCUUGUAAAGAGUUAUUAUCUCCCAUUCUCUAAAUCUGAUUACCAUGGUAACCUGUGUUGCUAAUAUGCAGCUCUGGAUCCAUAUGUAUCAAGCGUCUUGGAGUAGGAGUCCUGUGUGUGUGGUGGGGUGUUCAGAGCUGUAUGUUAUUUCAUUAACUCCUGUUAUCCAUUAAAUAAUGUAGGAUAAUGCUUCAACAAUGGUAGGUGUAUAUUCAUGUGUGGGGGAAAUGUUGUCUGAAGACAGAGUCUUGAAUUGUACAUCUUUCCUCAUACAAUCAUUGGUUCCUGUAGGUGCUGGGUAGAGAUAGGAGGGGAGACGGUCAUAACCCCCUCAGACCUUUUGGCAGAAGGCCCAGAAUAUGUUCUAUAUGUUAAGAUCGGAGACGGUUCCAGUCACAUGCAGGAUCCAAACGUUAAUGAUGAAUUAAUUAUGAAUAAUGUAAAUCAUGCAAAUAUAACUUGUCUGUGUAAGCAGUAUUUUAGAGAACUAAAGACUACCCUGAAAGAGCUCCAGAUCGAUGUGUACUCUGGUGCUUUAAGUUUGUUGGAACCUCUCCAGCUGGCUGAUAAUAAAUAAUUAUUUAUUUAAGUUUCA
Oncorhynchus tshawytscha (Chinook salmon) is the source of this 2840-nucleotide messenger RNA. RefSeq names its product zinc finger protein 883-like. Gene Ontology annotation, cellular component: nucleus. The transcript is spliced from 3 exons. The record is from RefSeq and is a predicted model, not a curated record. Lineage: Eukaryota; Metazoa; Chordata; Actinopteri; Salmoniformes; Salmonidae. The coding region runs from base 356 to 2224 and encodes 622 amino acids.